CGGUAUACUGUAGUUCCAGUCCCACCGCAGCAGUGCUCAGAGAUGGUAGUGUGAGUGAAAAGGAGAGGGAGUUGGAGAUUGAGAGGAGGUGUAAAGGAACGUAAGCGGGUAACACACACAAAUGAGAGAGAGAGUGAAAGAGGGGGCAGAGAGAUAUAGGGAGCGAAAGAGAACUGCGAUAUCCGCCAACCCUCCCUUGCGCUAGGUUCUUGAUUACUGUCAAACGCGCACGCCAUUCGGAAAUCACUCCUGUGGCAGCCAGGAUGAGUUCGUGCAGUAGCAGAGCGCUGACCAUCCUGUCCACGGUGUUUGGGGCGUGUGGUCUGCUGCUGGUGGGUGUGGCUGUGUCUACAGACUACUGGCUGCUAAUGGAGGAAGGCAUCGUGCUGCAGCAGAACCAGAGCAUGGAGGUCAAGAUGGCCCUGCACUCUGGCCUCUGGAGGGUCUGCUUCGUGGCUGGGACGGAGAAUGGGAGAUGUGUGGCAUCAGAGUAUUUCACUGAGCCAGAGAUAGAGAUCACCACAGAGAAUACUGCUAAUAUUCUGAAGAUGGUGCGGACGGCCACUCCGUUCCCCAUGGUGUCUCUGCUCUUCGUCUUCACGGCCUUUGUCAUCAGUAACAUCGGACACAUCCGGCCCCAGCGCACCAUCCUGGCCUUCAUCUCUGGCAUCUUCUUCAUCCUCUCAGGACUGAGUCUGGUGGUGGGGCUGGUGCUCUACAUCUCCAGUAUUAAUGAUGAGGUGAUGAACAGACCGAGGGAGCCUGAACAGUUCUUCAACUACCACUACGGCUGGUCGUUUGCCUUCGCAGCCUCCUCCUUCCUACUCAAGGAGGGGGCUGGGGUGAUGUCAGUCUAUCUGUUUAUGAAGCGUUAUGCUGAGGAGGAGAUGUACCGCCCCCACCCAGCCCUCUACCGCCCCCGCCUGUCUGAGAGCAGCGACUACAGCGGCCAGUUUCUCCACCCUGAGACCUGGCCUCCUCCUAAGAGGGGCCGCAGCGACUCCCGGGCCUCCAGCGACAUCUCCAUCCAGAUCAACCAGACCCCCCCGCAGCCCACCAAAAACAACCCCCAGCAGGGCAACCAAGGUGGGGGCAUGGGGUCUAACAUGGGCCCUGGGUCUGGGUCUUCCUCCGGAGCAAGCUACCAGCUGCCCCAACCAUCUGGGGCCUACAACACCCACACACUCCAACACCAACACUCACACGGUAACUCCCAGGCCAUGGCCAUGCCCCCUUCGACCGGGCCCCCUCACUACCACACACACAUGCACAUGGGCGCCUCCCCCUGUUAGAGAGAGGAAGCGCAAGGGAGAGGGGUGCGCUGAUGGUGGCCUAUCACUCCCAUAGACACAUACACAUUUAUGAUGAAAAAAAGAUACAGUAUAUAUAUAGAGAGAGUAAAGCUAUAGGGGGAGA
Molecule: messenger RNA, 1416 nt
Organism: Coregonus clupeaformis (lake whitefish)
Lineage: Eukaryota; Metazoa; Chordata; Actinopteri; Salmoniformes; Salmonidae
Product: voltage-dependent calcium channel gamma-7 subunit-like
Exons: 6
Coding region: 264-1292 (342 amino acids)
Biological process (GO): regulation of AMPA receptor activity; neurotransmitter receptor transport, postsynaptic endosome to lysosome; positive regulation of synaptic transmission, glutamatergic
Cellular component (GO): AMPA glutamate receptor complex; postsynaptic density membrane
Molecular function (GO): voltage-gated calcium channel activity; channel regulator activity
Source: RefSeq, a predicted model, not a curated record